Molecule: messenger RNA, 20734 nt
Organism: Paramuricea clavata
Lineage: Eukaryota; Metazoa; Cnidaria; Anthozoa; Malacalcyonacea; Plexauridae
Source: the annotation of a GenBank genome assembly
AAUGUCAGCUGGGUAAUAUUGCGGCCAUGAUCAAAUGAUCAAAGAUUAACAGAAAAAUAUCUAAGCAAGCUUGUGAUCGAUUUUCACCAAUAUUUUUUUUAAUUUUUUUGUUUUAUUUAAUAUGCUUGGGGUAUUAGUUGGCAUGGGAAAUACCACGGCACACUGACCACGUUAAAGGCAUUUGGCUCAAUUUAAAUGUGAAAUAUAGACCCGUCGGAGUCGAUAGUACGAUAAAGUGAGUUGCUUGAGUGUGCUACAAUUUUCAGAUUCGAUAAAUAUCUACAAUGAUUUCAAUAAAAGUUUGCCUUCUGGAUGACACCAGUGUGAAGUUCGAAGUCGAGGUAAGAUGCUGCUGUAUAGUAUAUAGUGAAAAACGCAACUAUGUUUUUUAUUUUAUGUUUACUGUAAAUAGUCGAUGUUAAUAUUUUCAACAUGUCAUGUGAGUAUGAAAUAUAUUCCAACGAUGACCACAUUUUCUAAAGUUCAAGAGAUACGGUUGUACUUUAUUAAAGUUAUUGUUAUUUUUAUCGUGAAGAUAUCGACGAUAACAAUUAUCUUAACCUUACGUUAACAGGGUGAAUAUUUUCUAAUGUAAAGAAAGUUUUUGUGUUGUGUGACAUGUAUAAAUUUUUUUUGACACCUUUAUUAUUGAUAUAUAUCCCCUUUGUAGUUUGAAGUACUUAUAAAAAUAAAAUUGAUAUUAUUUCAAACCUAAAUCGAAGACUAAUGUUUUAAGGACUUUAGUCAGUUCUAAGGAAAAAGGUAUUAUAUACCAAUGUGUGACUAAUGUUGUUUAUUUGUUUGUUAUGGUGUCCCCUCAUUGAAAGAUUAGUUCAUAAAAGUGAAUAAUUAUUCUGACAGCUAGGUGGUGGGGCAUUUGAUUCUAGGCUGUUGCGGUAUUUGAAAAAAAACGAAAACUGAUACCAGAAAAAAACCCCCAAUAUAUCGAUAUUUUUUUGCAAUUGUAUUUUGCUUAAUUUUAUGCAAAAUUCGCUUAAUUUAAAUAAUGCAAAAUGUUCUGUUUUCAAAUGAUGCCAAACAGCCACGAUAUAACAGCUUUGACUCAUCAGGUUGCAUGAUAUAGCCUGUGAAAUAUCCGCUUUAGAAAUUGAAAAUGCAUAUUAGCAUUGAUUUAUAUCGCACUGGAUAAAUCAUGUGUGAUAUUUUUGACCGGGAAAUUUGUUUCAAAACAUGUUUUUCAACUGCGAAUUUGAAACAAAGAUUGUCCUAUCUCACCAGAUAAACAAUGUCCUACGAGGUUAGUUUUUGUUUUUCCCAAAUCAUUUUGUAAUCCACCGUUGUUUACAUUCUAAAAGUUCACUUUUUGACUAGCGAAAUAACAUAUCAUACACCAUGCAACCAACAUAAAUAAUGGGGCUGAAUAUGGAUAUACAAAUUUGUUGAUCCUCCCAAAUUUGAAGCAAAAUCCACUGAUCCAAUGGUCUUGUCUAAAUUUGGAUCCACUAAAAGCUCUACUAUGAAGUCACAGUCCAGGAGCCGAAUAAAAUUGCAAGCCAAAUCCACAAUUUGAGCAAAAAUAUUAGAUAAAUCUGCAAUCCGCUGUACUAUAUGAUCCGCAAAUCUAUGUAAAAUAUUCGCCAGGUCCAAAAUGCGAACAAUUUUUUCGGUGAAAUCCGACGAAUGAAAUCAUAUUGAAUUAAAUAUUACCCUAGUUCCAGAGCUAGGUUUAUUUUUAUUAUUUUCAUUGCGAAGGGGAGAGGAAAAAUAAACCUCUGGUCGAAAGCGGCAAUUGAUUCAUUGAGCCGCGCCAAUCAGUUUGAAUUAGGGUCAGAUCCUGACUCUGUCUCCUGAUUGGAUGAUUGUAUUAAAGCUCUCUGAUUGAUUCAAAUAAAACAUCUAUAACCAAUAUAACAAAGCUUUAAUACAAUCACCAAUCAGGAGACAGAGUCAGGAUCUGACCCUAAUUCAAACUGAUUAGCGCAUCUCGAUGAAUCAAUUGCCGCUUUCAACCAGAGGUUUAUUUUAAUUAAACCUCUGGAACCAGGGUAAUUAAAUAUUGACUUUUCUAUAAACUUAUAUUGAGAAAACAUAAACUGAGUCUGAUUUCCGAUAUUUCAUCCAUACAUUUUUUAUACAUGUUUCGCAUUGUUAGACAACGAAGAGAAGUAAAAUUCCUGCUUGUAUAUGCAAGUAUGCUUGAGCACGCGAAACCUCCGACAACAUUUUGAAAACUACGAAAAUUUCCAAUUUUCCAACGGGUCUCAACAAUAGGGGGGGGAUGGCCCCCCUUGCCCCCCUCUGGCCAUGGUGCCACUGCAUUUUAGCUCUCGCUCUAACCUUAAUUUACAUAUUUUAGCACAUUGGUUGUCUUUGUCCUUCUGAAAUAACUCCAAUCAGCGCUUGAAAAAGCUUGAUAUGAUGUUUACAUAUACAAAUGUAAACGUAAUAUCGAUAAUACCGAAAAAUAUCGAUAUUCCGAUAUAUCAAAAAUUUCAAUAUCGAGUAAUCGGUAUUUACCGCAGCAGCCUAUUUGAUUCCACUUAUAAUAAGGACGGGGAUUUGACCACAACUAAAAAACUUUUAGUUUACCUAACAUCAGUAACAUGAAGACUAUUAUAGAUAGACUUGCUACCUGCUGACACAGAAACCACAGGCUUUGACGUAUCAAUCAAAAGCACAUUUUUUGCUUUUGAAAUUUUUAUUUUGUUAUAAAAUAUAAAUUCACCGUCUGACCGAGCAUCUUUAGUAAUUAGAGAUUGAGUUAUUUUUUGGGAUACUGAAGGAAAACAUAGGCUUAUUGCAAUGAUUGUGGACCCUUGUGUAUGUUCAUUAAAUGCAUGUGCAACAUUCUUCUAUAAUAUCCUUAUAUAUACUGGAAAUAAAUACGACAGAGAACAUGGGUAUAACUAGUUUAGAAAUUGUAUAUCAACAUCAGUAAAAUGUAUACCUGGGUAUAACUAGUUUAGAAAUUGUAUAUCAACAUCAGUGAAAUGUAUGCCAACUCAGUUGUUUAAUGUAUAACCUGCUGGGUAAGAAUGACAAUGGGUCCAGAAAAUAUUCACACUCCCCCUAUGGAGGAAAUCUCUGCCGUCCGGAGGAGGGGGUGGGGGGGAGGGAGGAAAAUUUGUUUCUCGUACUAGUAAGUGCAUUAGGACAUGCGAAGGGAGUUAACUUCCUAUUUUGGGAGGUGUGGAUGACCCUCAAGAUAUAUAAUAAGCUCUUUGCAGUAAAAAUAUAGUUAGCAACUAAAAAUAGUUGAGAACAAUAAGUGACUGGAGAGCAUGGAGAGCUGUGGGAUUUGUAAACAAAGGAGUAGGACAAAGCACAGCAUGAGAUGGAAAAUGUUUUUUUAAAAUGACUAGUCCAUUGUGGAUUAUAGUACAUCGCGUUUCUAAGACCAUUAUGAAGUUAUUGUCUUGGGGGGCAAAAGACUCCAAGACAAUGGCGAUAGUCUUUUUAUUUUACUAAAAAGUUCUGUACAGUUGGUGGUGGACCUGUAUUUCUGUAACCGUUCAAUGUCAAGUGUGUGUAAGACAGAAAUAUAAUCAGAAUAUGGACAAAUUAUUGUUUGCUAAAUCGUUUGCUAACUAUUUUGGUAACGCGUAAUGAAAUAGGGUACUCCAUAAUAUAGUAUAGAUCUUAUACAUGUAAUAAAGGAUUUCAAGUCAUUGAGUGUUUGCCCAUUUAAGUUGUAUCAAGAAGUAAGUUCUCUUAGUUGCUUGCUUAACUGUUGAAUUAAUAUGCGCGUUCCAUUUCAAAUUGGCCUAAUAAUUUCACAUUGUUAAAUUGACCUCUAUUAUACAUGUUAACCUCUAUUUCUUUACCGAUAUCGGAAAAUUCAGUUCUUCUUUGCAAAAGAGAUCCGCAGUUCUUUGGCUUUGCUCUUAUCAGAAUCUAGCAGCAUCCUAUAUUACUGACAGACCAUUGGACUACUUUAUAUUAGCACUGGUGAAGAUCCGGGCUUAAGGAUCGAAAAGUUUGCAGUAAUAAAUUUACGUGCAGGCGUUUCCACAAACAAAAAGUAUUAUAUGAUUUAUCGCCAUGCAAUCCUACAAUGAACUAAUUACUUCAUAUAAGUUGUGCUUUGCUCGAUCCUCCUUUAUGCAUUUCAUCCCCUCUCGAUUGACAGCAUUUUUAUAAAAUCUGAAAAUAUAAAGAUUUUAGCUUUUUGUUUAUCCAUGGAGCGUCCCUUUGCAUUGUUAGGGACUGGUCAUAAAGUAACUGCUAGGGUGGACUGGAGGUAAAUCACAAAUUUUGCCAAAUCGGUGACCCAUCUUAGGAUGUAGAUAAACAUUUCAAAGCCCAUCUAAUCUUACAAAAGAUUUUUCAUGACCCACCCAAUCUACAUUGGGAAAAUACACUUUUAUAAUAAAAAAAAAACUUGCAGGUAUGAACAUUGUAAAUAUCCAUGGAACUGUAUUGACAUACAUAAUUCCACCAAGCUUGACCAACACGUUGAUACUGAGCUGCUCUCCAGUUGGUUGUAUUUGCUGUGAUUCGACCACUUCUUGUUGUUGUAUAAACAAAGUACUGACUUCAAUAGCAUCAUUUGCAUUUGAUAAUUUGGAUAGUUUUGUUUAUUUUUAUUAUUAAUAUCUUUAUUUUUUGAAGUAGACAUGCAUGGGUUUUUGUUUGGUGGCCCAACCGUGGACAUACAAAAAAAUUGGCGGCCCAUCGAAACUGCCCAAAGAUUUCCAUGGCCCAUCCCAAAUCACUCCAGCCCACUCUAGCAGUUACUUUAUGACCGGUCCCUUAUAUGCAAAGAUUUUUUAUAGGCCAGCUACAAAGGGCCUAUUAGUGGAAUCCUGUGGGUAUGCCUGAUACCCCCCCCCCCUGGGGCAAACCACUGACUGGGGCAAACCACUGAAUCUGAAGUUUUGGGGAAAAAAUAUCGAAAAAAGAUAUCGGUUUUUUCUUCUCACUAAAUCUUAAACCUAAUUUUUACUAAACUAUACACGAAAACAAUUGUUGGUUCCUAUUUCCGAAUACAUGUUAUUCAGUAUUCAACGAAAAUUUUAUCUAAAAGCUUUGUACACGCUCAGCACUGAAAAUACCGAAGAUUUCAAUACUGAAAAUACGGAACAUUUCAAUUUCAAACGAAAUAUCGAUAAAUGAAAAAAAAACGAUAUCUAAGACCCAUUGCACAUGGCGUCACUGCGCCGGUGACGAUGCAUCUGGAGGACAAAUUUUAGCAAUCUAUGCAAAAUAUAACUUUUGUAAACAAAGCAAAUUUUGUAAAACUUUAUAAUAAUUUUACAUUAAAAUUGUUAAUUUUUGCGCUGUAUGUGGUUGUUGUACCCAAACAGAUAUUGUUAGGGAGCAUCUGGAGGACACUCAAAGGAUUUGUGACAUCAGUGCAAUGGGUCUAUUGACAUAUUGAAAAACCGCAACAGUCUACUUUAACUACGAGAGGAUAAUGGAUAUUCGACCUAAUGACACAUGGAAAUGAUGUAUUUGCCAAUACAAUGUGUAUGUGAUGUAGCAGACCAUGCCAUUUUCAUGCUUAGGAUCUUGUUUGAGAUUCAUAUUUAGUUAAUGAGAUGUAUCUUUAGUUAAUGAGAUGUAGAUGAAUUGUAUAAAUCAUUCACCUUUCCAUAUACACUCAGAGUAACAUCAAAAACAUUAUAUUCACCUGAGUACAUAACAUCAAGACACACACACAAAAAUAACGUCUACUAUAGCCUAUAUUAAUGUUUAUUAUACUUUAUCUAUUAAAAUGAGUAUGUCACCCUCAUGACUUUGGUACAUUAUUUAACAAUUAUUCGCCGAAGGCGAGGUUGUUAUCGGGGAAUAUUCACCGAGACGAAGUCGAGGUGAAUGUUCCCCGAUAAUCACCGAGCCUGAGGGGAAUAAUUGUUUUAGUAUUUUUCCACAAGUCUUUUGUGUUUUUUGGGACUGAAUUUAUUUUAAUUUCGCUUAUUUCUUUAUCAGUGACUUCCACAAAACGGCUAGCCGCAUUUUAUACGUCAAAUUUGACCAAUCAACUUGUAGGAUAUGUUAUGUUCACUUGUGCAAAAAUACUAAAAAAAAGUCCAUUUAGUGCUUAUGCAACUACGUAAGUGAUAAGGGAGAAUUGAUUGUUUGCUUGCAUGGGUGCAAGGGGACAUUUUUGCACUCAUUUUCUAAACGGAUGAUCUUACUAUGCUAAAAAUUCUAAUAUUUCUAGAGGAAAUGGAAAGGUCGUGAGGUUUAUGAGUUGGUGUACAAACAUCUAAAUCUUUCUGAAGGAGAAUAUUUUGGCAUUCAGUAUUAUGACAAACAUGAUCAUUUGGUAGGUUACAAAAUAAUAUGUUGUGCGUCAUAAUUACAUUUAUAUGUCCCUUCCCCAACCACUGCUUCUCUAUUGUUUACACUUAAGCAGACUGUUUAUGGUAGUCAUACAUUAUUUUUCUAUUUUUGGAAGUUUUGUUGAGCAUUCCCAACAAGGUGAAUAUUUAUCGGGCUGUACAUUUAAUUUGUACGUAUUAUAUACAUACUGUCAGUGGUAAAAAUCCUGAACAGGGUCAUACAUUUAUAACUAUGCAUGGCUACAAUUGAUAAAAGUGUGUUUGCGAAUCCAAGAAAUGGUUUGCUUUGCUAAAGUAAAGAUGUUUUAAUCUGAACUAAUCAUGUAGUAUCUGUGCAAGGUCCUGUUCACAAGAGCUAAGUUACAUCUGUAUUAUAUUUAUUUUUAGUGUUGGCUAGAUCCUUUGAGGUCAUUGAAUAAACAACUUAAAGGUACACAAAGUUAUUGAUAACCCCUAUGAUGCAACUUGAAAUUGUCGAUUUACUAUUUAUUACAUUUACUAUCACCAAAAUGUAUGUUUAGAUCCUGCCAAGGUUUUAUUUCGAUUUGCUGUGAAGUUUUAUGCUGCUGAUCCCGUCCAACUGCAGGAAGAGCAAACGAGGUAGGCAAAAGUUGGAUAUCAUCUGCUUAUGUAAGGUCUACGUAUCCAUAGUUUUCAAUUGCAAGGUUUCAUUUGUAGCCCCACCCUCCAUAUUUCUUCAGGAAAUAAUGAAUACCACGGGUGUGAAUGGUGAUCAUUGAACUAUAAAUAAACUGGAAGGCUAACUCAGGGGGGGAAAUUGAAGCCAGUGCAUUUUAGUUUUUCUGAGUUAUGAGCAGAAAUACUCAACACUGAACGUUGGGCUAUAUAUCAAAUUGAAGCUAUUGAAAAACGCUAUUUGGUGUAGAAAUUUCAAGACUUUAGCUAAAAGGGAAUAUUGAAAAACUACAAACAUAAUUACCGAUAAUUUGCCGUUUUGCAGUUGUUUUUGUAUUUCUUAAAUAUUUUUCUUUUCGCUGAAGUCUUGAAAUUUCCACACCGAAUAGCAAUUUUCAAUAGCUUCAAUUUGAUAUAUAGCCCGACGUUUGGGGUCAAGUAUUUCUGCUCAUAACUCAGAAAAACUAUUUUGGCUUCAUCAAAUCAUAGGCCUUCAUCAUAGCAGUUAGCCUUCCAGUUUAUUUCUAGUUCAAUGCUGGUGAUUUCCCCCCAGGCCAGUGUGGGUAGUGCCAACAAUAACAAGCUUUCGUUGGUAGGGAUGCAACCACUUGAAAAAUACAAAGCGAAAUUCGACGUUUCAAGCGAAGGCCCUUCGUCGGGUAGUUAGUCACUAACUUCCUGAUGAAGAGCCGAAACGUCGAAUUUCGCUUUGUAUUUUUAACAGUAUGAAAAACCAAUUACGGUGAACACCGCGGAAAAACGUCUGCGCAUGCGUCAACCUUACCUGUAAUAGUAUUGCGAACUUGAUGAGAAGCUGUUCCGAACGUUUCCGAAGGCUCAAAAUGGCGGUAAAAAGGAGUGACUUCAUUGUGCGUCUUUACAGCCAGAUUUCAAGCGCAAAAAUAAACAUGUCAUUCUAAAAACUAGAAAUAAAUACAGCCAGAAGGUUCAAGAAAUUGUACUGUACAAGAACAUGAACUAAAGGUGAUUGUUGACAAAUUUAUCGUCUGAAACAUUUUGUUUAUCAACUAAGCAACGACAAUUUCCGAAUUUUCGUUUGAGAUACGUUUCUUUAAAAAAAACUGUGUCGCCAAAUAUAAAAAAUUUUCGUGUUCACAGUAAUUAAACUUUAGGAUUUAUUCUACAAUUUGAGUGGGUUAAGAAGCUUAACUUUUCGAGAGUUUUCUUAACUUUUGAGUUUGAAUUUUUGUUUUGAAUAAUUUUGCAAAAAUUUUCGAAGUCGUGUCCGUUAAAAUCAACAAUUUUUUACAUGAAUUAUAUUUCAUUCCAUACUUUAAAUGCCAGGACGCUUUCAAUUAAUGUCUAGUCUACCCAUUUGCUAUAUUUUCUCGUUUGGUUUACUAAUUUUUGACCUAUUAAUAAGCAUGUUUUUGUUUUAGAAUUUGAUAUUCAAAUUCCCCGCCAUAUUUUCAUAAUUUGGUGCAUGCGCAGACGUUUUUCCGCGGUGUUAUUACGGUGGGCCCUAUUUUACAAAUACCAUAUAAGUAUACAAUUACAUUAACAUAACUUAACUUAACUUACAAGAACAAAUGCAACUAUCAGGAACAACAAGAGAGUGGAGUAGCAAGGCUACCAGCAGCGUUACAUUUCAAGCUGAUUGAUUUCCAAGUCCGGGGAUUUUCAGAUUCAUGUAAUUUCAAUGUAAUAUCUGUAAAGUAAAUAUUUAAAUGUGUGUAAGGAAAGAGACUGUUGUUUAAGUUUAUUAGGAAGAAUGUUCCAUAUUCUUAAUUGUUUUUCUGUUGAUGAAGGAGGUCUGAUAGGUUACAGGCUUGCAUUUCUUGUUACGGAACAAGACCUACCAAUGAAAGCUUGUUAACAUACUGUACAACUACUGUGCCUGUAUUUUGUAACUACAGUAACAGAUCUUGUAAGCAUAGAAUAUAUUGUUGCAACAGCCAAAUCAUGUUAAUUGUUUUUAGAUAUUUAUUUGCUUUACAAAUACGGAAAGACCUCUUAAAUGGACGGUAUGUUUUUUAAAUAAAUAAUAUGAAGUCUAUCAAGAUAUGAUGGUGUGGAAGUCUUGCAAAUAAGGCCGUGGGCCAAAAUUAUUUCACUUCGUGGCAACCCCUUGGGGAAUAAAUUUUCUGUGAUUCAAUGUGUAGUACCAUGAAUUACCACAAAACGUUCCCAAGCAAAAAACUUGCCAAAUACCGAGAAAAUGGGUGAUCAGUGAUUAUCCCCUAUUAAAUUGUAUUAUAGCAAAAAAUCAUCAGAAAGCUUACAAAAAACCGCAUAUAAGACAUUCAAACAGGUUUUUGAUCCUUCAAAUAGUCUUUGAGUUAUUGCUGUUUUAAAUGUGAAAAUUGGACCAAAAUGUCGCAAUAAGGACUGGGUACUAGGUCAAAAACGCGUUUUUGACAGCGUAUAACUCUAAAACAAUUUGAGAUAUAAAAAAAACUGUCUAAAUGCCUUAUAUCCAGUUUUUUGUAAGCUUUCCGAUGAUGCUAGUCAUUUUUGCUGUAAUUGAAUACACAAUUUCACAUUUUUUCGCUGUAAUACAAUUUAAUAGAGGAUAAUCACUGAUCACCCAUUUUCUCGGUGUUUGGCAAGUUUUUUGCUUGGGAACUUUUUGUGGUAAUUGGGCAUCUUUGGUACUGUGCAUUGAACCACAGAAAAUCUAUUCCCCAGGGGGUUGCCACGAAAUUUCUUUUCCAAGCACUUUUUCGCACAGCGGCCCCCGGCCUAAAUGUCAAAGUCACAAAGUUGGAACUGUAGCUCACCGUGCACAAAUCCUUUGUCUCAUAUUCAUUAAAUCAUGGUUGCACUACCUCCUCCGCAGGCGCUAAGGGAGCAUUUCGGGCAGGUUCGGAAAAUGCGGCCGCAAAUUUGUCCGGAAAAGGGCCUGCGGAGGAGGUAGAUGGUUGCAUGUUUGAUUUCAGCUAUCCCUAUUGGACGAUUACUUCAUUACAGUAUAUGAAAAUACAACGAACUCAAUUUUCGUGACCGCACACAAAUUAAGAUAAACGUAGAGAAAAACAUAAUACAAGUCUUUAAAGAUUUAUUUAAUUAAAAAGCCAAUAACAUAUAUAGUAGAUUAAGAACUAAUUAAAUUAUGACUAGAUUAAAAAGAAGAAAGACAAAAAAUAUACAGUAUGAAAACUUUGUUCUGAGAAUCUUUGUUCUACUCAUUAUUGUUUGUAUACUCCAUUCUAGAUUAGUUUGUAAUGACAAAACAGCAUGUCUAUUGGCAUCAUAUUAUGUACAAGGUGAGCACACCAUUUAUAAUAUAGGGAUGGAUCUGAUAGGAGGAUAUACAGUAUAGAAUUUGCAGGGUAGAUUGAAGUGGGUAUAUGAUUGAGGAGGAUAAUAUUACUCAGGAUUAACAUCUAGGUAAUGAUAGACAGCAUAACCAAUGCUACGGUCCCAGAUAACAGGAAUUCCCCAAGAUAUAUCCAAUAAGUCCUAGGCAAUGUGCUGAGAAUAACCCUCUCCUAAACAGGACUACUCACACAUAGUGGAGAUAUUAUACAUGUACCUGAAUCCCAUGUCGGAAUGGGAUGGGAAAAUAACGGAAAAUGAAAUGCACUCGCCGAACUACAAGAUGCUUGUAAGAUGAGAUGACUGAGACGAACGUUGACAGUCCUGCAUGCAACCACCUGAAUCUCUUGCGGCCAAUCUCCCGAAAUCAAUUACCCGAUAGCAGUGCUUGCCUUAUUUUUGAAAGCCCGAAUAUGACCAAGCCACAUUACCUGGGAAUCCUAUCGAAAUGUACUGCCAAAUAACUGUCCAGCAUAACUGGUACAUGAACAGUCGGUCUCCUUACAGACAGUGCAUGUUACUCCCAAGGUAGGUGAGAGUGUAGCAUGUAUGUAUCCCACGUGGCCAACGCUACGAGGAUUGAAUAAAACCUACCGGCUACCACAAGGCAAGUUAAGGGCUGCUAACCCAGUGGCACAAGGAAAUAGUGUCAUACAAAAAAAACACGGGAAAGCCCCAUAAUGUUAUCACUUUCCCCCCAAAGGCAGCAAAAAAUGAGUUAAAUUACCUUACGCUAAUAACUGCAAUCAUCCCUGCCCGGACAGUAAGUAUUAAGUAAGUAGAGAUAAGGCAAGGUUAUAGGCAUAAGGCAAUGCAACAGGGAAAAUGCAAUACUAUAGGGGUAAGACGAUGCUGUAGAUAUGUAUAACACAACAUACUUUUCCACCUUAGCAUUUACCUUUUAUAAAAAUUUAUAGAAAUUAUUAAGUUGUAAAUCCAUAAUGUUAAUCCUAAAUAUCCUGUAAUGUUUUUAUAGGAGAGCUUGGUGAUUUUGAUUCUCUAAUACACACUCCGGGUUAUCUUACUGAAAGUCAGUUUUUUCCUGGACAGGUAAAACAUCUAAAGACCACUAAUUUAUAAAUUUUGUCACUAUGUUGCUCUAUCACCUCUUGGUUAUGGGAGAACUUAAGUUAUUUUAGGCUGUAUAUCGCAAAAACCGACAAAAAUAUCGAAUAUUAGAUUCGCAUUUUUAAAAAUAUCGAUAUACCAAAAAUGUCGAUUUUCACAAUCCGAAGACAAGAUACAAGUCAAAACAAGAAUGAGUUUGUGGGUUAUACAUAUAGUUUGACCAGUUCUUUCAUUUGGCAUUCUGAGCUGAAUCUUACGUGUUUGUUAUACACUACAGUAUGAGAUUGUUAGAAUGUAGUAUUUCUCAAAGUCAAGGUCAAAUCCCCCAAGGUCAAGGUCGCAUUUUUCAGGUUGACAGGUGGUGCUGGCGGGUCAGGGUUGGGUUCGGGGUGGUUAGGGGGAUCAAAUUGAGGAUGUACAACUUGUGGUGGAUGGGGCUGUUGAAGUGGAGGUGGUGGUGAUGGGUAGUGGGUUUUGGAUGGGUUGUCGUUAGCGCCACCACUUGUUUUCAUCCAGUCACCAAAGAUCCUCUUUUCUUCGUGACUUGGCUCUCUCGUGCCCGGCACCGCACUCCUGACUGGACAAAGAUGACCUGAGCCCUUUGGGAAAGUUGGUCCGACGGUGUGACCUUGCACGCUCAUCUUUUUGUAUUGUACAUUCACUCCGUUGUACUGUGGAAUAGAUGGAUUGUCUUGUGUUGAUAGGAAAGGUAAAUAGAUCGGGCUUGAUAACGCGCAGUAGAUAAAAUUGCAAGUUGUACAAUUUGAAAUGUAGAAUCUGGUCCUCUAUCAUUGUGUCUUCUGUACUGAUGGAUACGUUACUAUGAGUAGGAUACUGGUCAAGCCUUAUGUCGUUGGUUAAGCUUCUAAGGGCUUAAAAUGACGUUUUUUAGUCUCUGAACUCUCGGCAUGUGGUCUCUGUGGGUGACACAGCAUGAAAAGAGGUAGAAGGCCUUUUGUCGGGGAGUUAGUAGCGUGGGUCGGUAAAAUACAUGGGAAAUGAGGCGCAUUUCAUGUCUUUUGCGGCUAUCAAUGGGGGCUAUUAAAAUGUCUGGCAACAGGCUAGCCUGCGUGGCAGGCGGUAUUUCUACAGGCAGCGAAAAUUAGGGAGGCAAAGGAAGCAACAGGCUGGUAAGAAACAGGCUGGUAAGCAUCCUUGCCAAUGACAGCACACCGAUGCUCACCAAACCUUGUCUCAAAAACCUUCCAGUUUCCCCAAUAUAAAUAAUAGUCUGAUAGUGAUUUUGAAAUAAAAUCGAAAUAUCACAAAUUCAUUCCCGUCUUGUUUUGACUCGUAUCUUAUGUCGAUUAACGUUCAGUACUUUCAAUAUUGAGCGUGAACAACAACUGAACAGCACUAAAAGUAGGUAAAAUGUUAUCGUGUAUUGAGUUUAUGUGGCGCGACGUAACGCUUGAAUAUACAAAUAGGCUAGCUGUGGGUAAAUUGAAAUUAAAACUCAAUUUUUUUUUCAUUUCUUGAAAUCUUGGCGAAAAGGUUGAAUAUUUCGUGAUGUUUCGGAAUGGAAAAAUAUGGAAAUAUCGAUAUUAUCGCCUAUCGGUAUUAUUUUUUUGAUACCGGUAUUGAGACAGACAACACAAUGAACUAUUCUUGAUGUCGUAAGAAGGUUCGAUACACCGCAACAGCCUAAUCUGUUUCUUUACCAUGUAGUUUGCAGGUCAGAUUAUAGAAAGCUAGUCAUUCUUUUGUGUUGAAGCACCCAAACAACAUAAUGACCACUUUAACUUACCAUGCAGAAAACUAUCAGAACAACUUAAGGCCGAUUUACACUUUUGCCUACAACUGUCGCAUGCAACCUGCUUACAACUUGAGUUGUACUGUGUAAAUCAAGCACACAACUCGCCCACGACAACGUACUAGGCGUAAUCGGCCUUUGCAAUGCAGAGAAGUGAUAAAACGUUUCCGUACUCAACUGGAAGUCAAGCAAACUAUAAUGUUUAGCAAAACUUAACAUACAAAACACCAUUGUUGUUUUUAUUUUACUUUUAUUUCCACAGAGAGAAGAACAUGAAGCUCAUGUUAUGGAAUAUCACAAACAACACAAGUAAGAAUCUUGCUCAUGUUGGAAAGGAUUGGAAAGUGAAUAAAUUGUUUCCUUUGAAUUUCAAUGUGCAUGUAUGGCCUGGCUACAGCACAUUAACAAAAAACUUUAAUUGGUUAAAUAUGAGAACAGAACGGGUUUGGCUUCCCAAGCCUCUCAUUGUUCCAGUAAAUACACAAUUAGAAUUAACGUUUUUGCGAUUCGCUUCCUUAAUGCAAAAACGACCAGCGUUUUGUGACUUUUUUUAGGACAUUUAUUCUCUAAUUUUAUUGUGUUCCUUUGUUGUAAUCAACCAGCCACAGAACCAUUUCCUAUAGCUUCCUGAUGAACCAAUUGUCAUCUCAUCUUGACAUGUACCUUCCUGACGUUAAUGUAUAUAGUGUAUUUUGAACCUUUAAAUAUAUAAUUGUUUCACGGUAAAUUGUACAUCACGUACAAAGAAGCGUAGGCAACUCACUGUCGUUAUCGUGUUUUAUAUUUUUGAUUAUAAAUAUGUUUUCUCAUAACAAGUACUGUACGGUUACAACGGUACCACAGGCUUCAAAGUUUUCAUUUUUAACUCCAAUUGGUAACACCAAUUAAUAAAUAUAUUACCAUUAUUUUAGAUGGUCAAUGUACACAAAAAUCAUGCAGCGUUGAAGGUACAUUAAAUGUUCUGAUUUAUUUCCUAUUUUGUUCGGUAGAGGAGAAGAUCCGUCUGAUGUUGAUCGUAAUAUUCUUGAUGUCGUAAGAAGGCUCGAUACAUAUGGAAUAACAUUAUAUCCUUGCAGGGUAAGUCCCAUGCAAUUUCGUCCCAGGCGUUUGCUACAGUACAGUUCAUUGUGUUGUCUGUAAUUGGUUGUUCCACGUGAAUAUCUCAUUACAAAUUGUGAAAUUUUAUGCUUGCAGGCGCAAGACAACGCAGCACUUAACCUCUCCGUGGCACACAUGGGCGUGAUUGUCUUUCAAGAAAAAACAAGAAUAAAUACAUUUUCAUGGUACGCAUCUCAGAUACAUGUUAUUCUGCAUCAAUAAAUGGCCAGGAGUGAUUUACACUAGGGAUGUGCUGGAUCCGGAUACCGGUAUCCAUUAAUAUCCGGUAAAAUAUGGACAUCCGGCAGAGUAUAGACAUCUGGCAUCCAGGGUGCCUGAUAUUUACCGGAUAAUAAAAGAAAUUAGAACCAUGAAACCGAAAAAAGUUCCCUUUGUCUUUUUGUGCAUUAGGAAAUUGUGGAACAGGAACAAUUAUUGGGCAUGCAGAAAAUGUUUUCACGAUGUAAACUGCUCUCAGUACUGAGUUGAUUGCUCGCCAGUGCCCGUGCCACAAAUAUUUAUGCCUAUUAUAUUUAACAAAUAUAAAACAUUUUUCGUUUUGAUAUACAGUUAUAUCAACACGAGUGAAAUUGGGAAAACGAGAAAUUGUGUGGAAACACGACGACCGAAGGGCAGAGUGUUUUCACACAUUUUCGAGUUUUCCCAAUUUCCACGAGUGUUGAUAUAACUGUAUAUCAAUACGGAAAACAUGUUUUAUAUUUGUUUUAUAGCAUAGCACAAAGAAAUAUAAAGAAAGAAAUUUUCCAAUGUUUCCGUGUUGACAUUGAGUUAUAUCAACACGGCUCUUAGUCAAUCAUCGUUCAGAAUUUACAAAUGCUAUAUUAUAUAAAGAGAUAAAGCAUAUACUAAAAUAAUGUGUGAGAAAAUAGUGACGUGUUGUGUCAUUUGUCCGGUACCGUCCGUGGUAUCCUGCAAAACAGUAUCCGGCAUAUCCCUAAUUUACACCUAUUUAACCUUACAUCAAUUGCAUAGUUCAAGAGUUUGAGACAUACAGGUGUCUUUUAGGAUUUUCUGUUGGUGCACAAAAAAUCUAGUCACGCACAUCACACCCAGUGUGAAACCACUUGGAGCUUCGUGGCUAGCUUUUGACCAAUCGGAUGGCGGAAGCGUCGCGUGAUCCAUGCGAUAUAUUUGUUGCCAUCCUUUGCCCAGAUUCUGACGGGAAAACUACUGUAUUCCCACAUCUGAAAUUCAUUUCCAGUAACCCCUGAAAAACACCUGUUAAUUGAACCGAAACCUGACGCGAAAAGUCUGAUAUUCUAGUGUUACCCCUUAAAAACUGGCCAAACGUAGUGCUGUGCAAACUCCGGUUUUUCAUCUCCGGCUCCGGCUCCGGCCGAAUUACAGCUCUGAGCUCCGGCUCCGGCCACAUCAUAAAAUAUUAAAUAAAUGUUUUACGAUCAGUGAACAUUUAUUAAUAUUAUUAUGAAUAACCCUUUUCGCGCUUCCUAAUUAUCAGAUAACAUAACUCAGGAAACAAAACAGUGAAAACACUUAACCACGCAGAAAAUAUCUAUAUGGAAACCAGCCUCGAAAAAUCUUUGACACGAGGCAUGACGCGAGGCAUGACGCUAACACUCUCAGACUCCACAGCGCAAUUGUUCGCACGCAAACAAAGUACUCUGUCAUUUUCAAAAGGUUGAUAUUUAUUUGUUUUGUACUUUUUCGUUAUCUACAAGGCAUGAAAUACACAGACUACAGUAUGUAGCGCUAAGUCAGAUGGCUUCAUGAAAGCAUGACGUUUGUAAGUUGCGAUCGUAUUACAGCUUUUCGACGCUGUUCCUGUGGGCUGUGGCAGUUUGAGUCUAUGAUGAAUUCAUUAACAGCAAUUGGCAGUUUGCAGUAACUAACAAUCGUUUGACAUUUGUCUCAUUUCAUAUUGUUUUCUUGUCAUUUUGCCGGAGCUGGGAAAACGUAACUCCGGCUCCAGGCUCCGGCAUACAAAAUUCGGCUCCGGCGUCGGAAAAACUGCCGGAGCUCCGGCAGAACUCCGGCUCCGGCAACUCCGGCGCACAGCACUAGCCAAACGUAUGCACGUACAGUACUUGAGACUUUAUAUUUCUUCUUUUAGGGCAAACAUAAGGAAGCUGAGUUUCCACAGGAAAAAGUUUCUUAUCAAACUCCACCCCGAGGUACAGUAAAACCCUGCAUUUCCCGCGGAUUCCUAGUAUUCAUUAUGUGAAGUUAGAUGAGUGACCAAAUUGAUCCCAAUUGUUCCUUCCAGGUUCAUUACAGAGACACGUUGGAAUUUCUGAUGGAAAGUCGGGAUAAAGCGAAAUCCUUCUGGAAACUCACUGCUGCCACACAUACCUUUUUCAGGUAAUAAUUUUAUCUAAAGCCAGAGGCGAUUGUUUUCGUACAGUAUGAACUUUGACUUUUUGAGAUAGCACACCACAUUUAGAUAAGUAAACUGUUGUAUGUGCUAGUAACAAGUCAGACGAGUACUCGGCGAAUCGAAUAGAUUAGGCUUUGUUUAAAAAGGGUAACAGGGCUACAUCAUAAAAUAUUAAAUAAAUGUUUUACGAUCAGUGGACAUUUAUUAAUAUUAUUAUGAAUAACCCUUUUCGCGCUUCCUAAUUAUCAGAUAACAUAACUCAGGAAACAAAACAGUGAAAACACUUAACCACGCAGAAAAUAUCUAUAUGGAAACCAGCCUCGAAAAAUCUUUGACACGAGGCAUGACGCGAGGCAUGACGCUAACACUCUCAGACUCCACAGCGCAAUUGUUCGCACGCAAACAAAGUACUCUGUCAUUUUCAAAAGGUUGAUAUUUAUUUGUUUUGUACGAUUGUUUUCGUACAGUAUGAACUUUGACUUUUUGAGAUAGCACACCACAUUUAGAUAAGUAAACUGUUGUAUGUGCUAGUAACAAGUCAGACGAGUACUCGGCGAAUCGAAUAGAUUAGGCUUUGUUUAAAAAGGGUAACAGGGCCACAUCAUAAAAUAUUAAAUAAAUGUUUUACGAUCAGUGAACAUUUAUUAAUAUUAUUAUGAAUAACCCUUUUCGCGCUAAGUCAGACGAGUACUCGGCGAAUCGAAUAGAUUAGGCUUUGUUUAAAAAGGGUAACUUUUGACAUCAUGAAAACGUGGCAACCCCGUGUCCUUCAUUUCAAUGAUUAAACCAACAAUAUACAAGAUAUAAAAAGCUAAAUAAAUAUAAUUACAUACAUGCUGUAUAUCUGUAAUAGCAAAGUAACACAUGCAGCAAACAUGCUGACCCUAUUUCCAUUUUCUAGUGACUACAGAGAUUAUUUAUUGACAUAUUUAUUUGUCUUUUUAUUCAGACAAUAUCAACAGACGUCCGUUACAAAAUCAAAGCCUAAAAUGUUUGGUCGUGGUUCCAAAUAUCGUCACAGGUAAACCAUAACCUUACUUUAAUUGUUCAAGAUAUUGAAGAGUUUUUAUUUUGAAAAACUACAGGUUCACAUAGAUUAUACAGUAUACUCGUAAUAAUUUAAUAUCGUUUCGUGUUCAACAGCGGAAGAACGCAAAAACAAGUCAUGGAAAGUUCAAAACAAAGUGUACGCAAUGACUCAACGUUUAACAGGUACAGUAUCAUUGUAUAAUUCUUUAUUCUGCUCGAAACUGAGCAGUUUUAGUGGUCAGCAUGAACAGGGUGAUGUGAACUAUAUUCUAUAACAUUGAGUUAGUUACUGCGUGUGUGCGUCAAGCUAUAUAUGAAAAUUGAAUGAAAUAGUUAUUUACAAAAAAACCGGACGUGUGCAAACAAAACAAACAACAGUAGUUUACUAAACAAUCCGACCCAUCACAUGUGCAUGUCAGACUAAGUAAGAUCAUGGAUUGUAAAAUAACUGGAUAGAAAACUUCCUGACGUCACAGUCUAAACCUAGUUGCAAUCUGUGACGUCAUGCGUAUUGCCAAAGUUCUCAGCAUUUUUGUUGUUUCGCUAUAUUUUCCGCUUUAAAAGAGUAAUAUUGAAGCAUAAACUGGUCUAAUUGUUUUAAAAACAUGCCUAAGCCACGACAAAGUAUUCAAGGUAAAUGUUUUUCGUCUUUGUUUUGUAUUUUUUUACAUUUGUAGCUACGAAAUUGACGUCGCCAAUUUUAACGAAAUUUGCGUUACAUUUUUCACUGUUUAGUGCUUGAAAUAUUUGCUAAAAUUGACUGGGAAUACUUAGAGAUUUCAUCGUAGAAUGGCCUAGUUAUAUUUAUUUGCUCUUUGACUAAAAUGUUUAGCUGUAUUAUUGCUAAACUCGCCGUUUUUGAGAAUUUGGUUUGCAACUAGGUUUCAACGCCAUCAUCCCAUUGAAAACAUUAUAGCAUAGGAAUCCCAAUAAAUGUGGUUGUAACAAAUAAAAAGCGUUAAAUUUGUUUAAUUUUGAAUAAAUUUGCAUUGUAUUACCGUGCUUUGACUGUUUUCAAUCUUGCGCUGUGAAUUCAGUGACGUAAGUAAAUCGCAGCGCAAGAUUGAAAACAGUCAAAGCACGGUAAUACAAUGCAAAUUUAUUCAAAAUUAAACAAAUUUAACGCUUUUUAUUUGUUACAACCAUAUUUAUUGGGAUUCCUAUGAUUAUAGGUCACGUCAGCUAGUUUCCUAUCCAUGUAUUUUAUUAUCCAUGGUAAGAUCAAUCCUCAGUGUAAGUACUAGCCUGCAUGGCAGGCGUACCCGUAGGAAAUACCGCCUGCCGCAAAACUGGGUGUAAAUGAACUACCGCCCCUGAAGCAUCAACGCUAUUUAUAGAUGCAUUAAUUAAGUAAAUAUUCAAAAUUAGCCACUCCCAAGCUGCUCCCAAGUCCCAACUGCCCAACAUAAAAUAAAUUCCUUGAUUCUCAUCACCGCCGGACUGAAUUUUAAAAUCCUCGUGAAAACGUUUUAUUUUUAGUUAUACAAUAUAAAUGUACCGCCCGACAAAAUAAUUCAAGACAGUUAAUUUUUUUAUAUUUUAUAUAGAGUUUUUAUUGCCAUUUUAAACUUCCAAUUUGAAACAAACAGAAUUUUGAGUGAAAUUUCAUUGUAUUUUAAAGAAACUCAGUCAUUCUGUCAUUGUUCGUGGAGAUACGAACUAUUGAUAUAUAAAUUAUAUAAAUAUAAAAUAUAAAAAUAAAUCUCCCACUGUCUUCGACAUUUCAAAGUGUAGACUGUGUCUAGUGAUGAGAAUCAAGGAAUUUAUUUUAUGUGUUAAUAUAAACCAAGCCCGGUUAGCCGUUUAGCUGCCUUAAAACGGUGGUUUAAUAAGCUCAAAAUACAAAGCAUGCAAGUCUAUACUAUAGAUUCAUCAUCAGUCAACAACCAAACUGAAAGUAUUGAACCUUAUAGAACGAUAGUUUUUAUUUGUUUACAACUAUACAUAUUCAACGGGUAUAUAAGAGUUUAACAGUUAUUUGAUAAUUACUGCAUCAACCGGCCCCUUGUUUAUACUUUGGAGGUUCGUAUAUAAUAUCUAUCAAGUAUCUUUGGUUCAGAACAUGACUGAUAGGCCUAUAUGGAAAUCCCACUGUUCGAUUCAGUGAAGAAAUAUCUCCUAAUUUCUAUCGAUAGUUUUAGUAAAAUGUCAACAUUAUUGCGAUUUAUGGCCUUUGAAAGUCAAGCGAGAUAGUAUAUUAUCAAAUUAAUACGCAUGUAAUUGUCUGAACGAAAAUAUAGACUAGCCCAUACCUUUCGCCGAUCAUAACUUCGGCCCCUUCGGACGUAUCUUCUUUGUUAAAUAUUCUUGUUCGAAUCUCUAUCAAAAACACUAUUUAGAGUGUUAUUUUUCAGCUUGUAUCUUUUAAUUUGCUUCUUUUAUUAUGUUAUUCCAUUUCUGGUCUGACUUGACGUGAACUAAUUUCUAAACGCAGAGUUUCAAAACGUCAAAACAUUUGGUUAAUGAUUAACAUUUAACCGAAUUUAGCCGUUGAUUGACAACUACAUAAAAAUACUAACCAAUCCGUUUUUCCCGUUCACCAGCGGACGGGUAAUUCAAAAACCCCUAGUUUUGCGGCAGACGGUAUUUCCUUUGCUUCCCUAAUUUUCACUGCCCGUAGAAAUACCGCCUGCCAUGCAGGCUAUGUAAGUACCCAAAUUUACCUCGGCUUGUCAUUGAGUUCAUUCGACUCGACUGGUAGCGUCUGGUUAGAGUUGGUUAAGCUUUGGAUUUAUAGGAAUGCAACUACCUGAAAAAUGCAAGGAGAACUUGACGAAGGCGAAGGGCCUUCGCUCGAAACGUCGAUGCUUUCCUUGUGUUUUUCAGGUAGUUGCAUCCCUAUAUAGCAAUUCGAAGCUUUGUUGUUACAGAUUCAAGCCUUGUGCGCGGAUGAAUGUUUUUGUGUGUCAUAUUCUCUCAUAUAUUUUUGGGGCUUCAAUGCACAUCAUAUUUUUAAAUUGCUAAUCCUUCAGAUCACAAAGUCUUCGAAUGCCAUCAUCUGCUGACAACUCGAUGAACAGUUUAAGGUCAUCACCUCGUCCUAUGAUUGGAUAUGGUAAUGUCGAGACGAGAAUUAUUGAAGCGGACUAUCCUGUAGCCAAUAGUCUUGCAUCCAUAGCAUCGAAUGAUGAGAGUGGUCAUCUGUAUUUAUCCGGACGGCAUACAUCAACUGAACAGUCACGAGAGGAGCUCAAUAUCGACGAAAUACAUCAUGAAACAGAGGAAGAAAAGUAUGUACAAGUUGUACAGUUUGUUUGUAUCAAUUGU